Messenger RNA from Candidozyma haemuli, 1503 nucleotides. RefSeq names its product TFIIH/NER complex subunit. Bases 1 to 1503 code for a protein of 500 amino acids. NCBI's taxonomy places the organism in Eukaryota, Fungi, Ascomycota, Pichiomycetes, Serinales, Metschnikowiaceae. The record is from RefSeq and is a predicted model, not a curated record. The transcript has a single exon. Gene Ontology annotation, cellular component: transcription factor TFIIH core complex; transcription factor TFIIH holo complex. Gene Ontology annotation, molecular function: ATPase activator activity; double-stranded DNA binding. Gene Ontology annotation, biological process: nucleotide-excision repair.
AUGUCCUUUAAGCUCACUGUUAACAGCCACUUGGAGGGGCUUCCUCGAGUCGUUCAGCUGAAACUCUUUGACGCUCCAGCAACAUGUCUUUCGAUCUUUAGGCUUCUCCCGCCAUUGGCCAAGUUUUAUGUCAUCAGCAUGCUCUUCAAUGAAAAACCUGUGGCGGUGAAGGAUCUAGAGAAAUGGACCCAGCCACAGGCGAAGAGACUACAGUUUGAUGCUCUUAAGCGUCUUAGGGCGUUGCACAUCAUCGAGGAGGAUUCUGGCGGUACACAUUUACGUCUUCACCAGACGUUCAGAAACAACUUCAGGGAUUGCCUUACAGGCACGCAGGCGCCGAACGCUUUUGGCAUUUUGGCUACAGAGCCGCUGGACGACCGUGUGAGUAUCAGACUAUUGGAUAAGUUUGCUUCACAGAAGUGGGAGACCAUUCUUCAUUUCAUGGUCGGCACGGAAUUGCCUUCUGUGCCUUCGAAAUCGGUGCUUUCGUUGCUAAAACUGGGUGGGCUUAUGGAGGGGCCAGGGACGACGGCUGGGAACUUGAAGAUUACCAACUCUGGGUUCCAGUUUCUCUUGCAAGACGUCAAUGCACAGUUAUGGGCGCUUUUACUUGAGUACUUGAACUUGACCCAGGAUCUUCAUAUGGACCCAGUUGACGUGCUUAACUUUAUUUUUAUUUUGGGGUCUUUGGAGCUCGGUAAGGCUUACCAGGUGGCCUCCUUAAGCGAUACUCAGAUCUCCAUGCUCCCAGAUUUGCGUGACUAUGGGCUUGUUUACCAGAGGUCGGAGAAUUCGUCACGGUUCUACCCUACUCGUCUUGCCACAACGUUGACGGCUGAAUCUACAGGUUUAAAGACUCCAUCUAUGGUCAUGGACCAGCAUUUACAGAGCACAGAAAACGACACAGACGACGCCCUGCUGGGCCAGAUCAUCCUCGAAACCAACUUCAGUAUCUACGCUUACACCAAUUCGCCCUUGGAAAUUGCUAUCUUGAAUCUCUUCGUUUCUAUGAAGACAAGAUUUGCCAAUAUGGUGAUUGGUCUGAUCACAAGAGAGUCCAUCAGACAUGCUCUUUCCAACGGUAUCACCGCUACCCAAAUCAUCAACUUCCUCGAAGCCCAUGCCCAUCCACAGAUGCGUGCUAUGGCCAAGGAGAAGCUCGAUAAGAAGAUCGAGUUCGACGCAUCGCAUAAUAUUAAUACUGCUGGUGGAGCACCGCAGUCCAAAACCGGCGAUGCUGGUGUUGCUCAGCAUCGUCUUGAGAUCCUUCCGCCUAAUGUCGUUGAUCAAAUCAAGCUUUGGCAGUUGGAAUUGGACAGAAUUCAAACGUUCAACGGGUACUUGUUCAAGGACUUCAAGAACCAGAGCGAGUACGAUAUCCUUUGCAAUUAUGCCCUGGAGAUUGGCGUUUUGAUCUGGUCGGAAAAGGCAAAGUUACGGUUCUUUGUUACGCAAGACGGAAUGGCCCAGGUGGCUGAUUUUGCAGGAAGAAAGCUACGCUAG